UUUGUAGAGAAGGAAACAAAAUGACCAGGAAUAUUCUACGUUCUUCAUUCUGAUUGGUCUUUUCAUUUGAAUGCCUUCGACGUUGGUUCUAUAAAAAUAGGGGUGUCGUUACCACCCAAACCAUCGCCAACUUUUGGAGCAGUGAUCGACCAAACAAGUUAAACUCUUCUCGAAAGUAACUAGACUGAUCUAUCAGAAUGGCAUCGUGGGCGCUGGUGUUUCUUGUAAUUGUUGCCGCUGUGGGAAUCGAGUCCGCCUUUGGACUCAAAGGGACAAUAGUUCAGGUUCCUGAUGAGGUAAACUUGAAAAACAAGGAAGUGACACUGAGAGGUAAUGGGGACAUUAUCAUUAUCACCAUAAAGAACACGGAGACUGGCUCAGUCACUACAAUUGAACGUAUCAAAAACAAGAAAAUUCAGAUAACGAAGAACAACGACGAUCCCACUUGCUACGUCAGUUUUGGAGAUGUAAAUUUGCGGUUUCACGAGCUUCACUUCAAGACAACAUUCGCAUACGCCAUCAUCAACCCACGUGGUUGUCGUUCCUUGAUCUUUAUGACAAAACAAAAGACUUUUGAAUCUUUUACAAUGUUGAAAUAA
Messenger RNA from Mya arenaria, 599 nucleotides. RefSeq lists its product as uncharacterized. The record is from RefSeq and is a predicted model, not a curated record. Lineage: Eukaryota; Metazoa; Mollusca; Bivalvia; Myida; Myidae. The transcript has 5 exons. Bases 198 to 599 code for a protein of 133 amino acids.